Rangifer tarandus platyrhynchus (Svalbard reindeer) is the source of this 5583-nucleotide messenger RNA. Lineage: Eukaryota; Metazoa; Chordata; Mammalia; Artiodactyla; Cervidae. The record is from the annotation of a GenBank genome assembly.
AUGGACAGGAACUACGCGACCUCCGGCUUCGCCGACCCGCCGCCGCCGCCGCCCGCGCCCCCCGCCGCCCCCUCCAGCGCCGCCGCCCCACCACCCCCCGCCCCCGCCUGGGCCUACGAACCCCGAGCCGCGGCCGCCGCCUCCAGCAGCAGCGGCAGCGGCGGUAGCAGCCCCAGCCUCAAGACCAGUUUAAGCUAUGAAGAAGGACAUCCCUCAAACUCUGAAACAGACCUCCUUCAGAGACAGACUUUUGCAGCCUCUCAUCAGCUUCCUGGAUAUGCUGCCACACCUCAGCCAACUGGUCUUUCUGGAGUAUUUGAUACGAGUGUGAAGAGUGCCAGCACUAACACUAAAGAACCUUCGGUGAUGAAUUUUCUCUCUGCUGUUGAGUCCCGACCUGCUCAGGCUGCUUGUCCAGGAGCUACUCUUUUACCACAAUUCAGGGCCCCAUCCUGGCAGACAGGUAUGCAUUCCUCAGCACCAACUGAGCUGUUUGUUACUGGACCUUUGCCAACCACUGGAACACUUCCAUCCCCUACCCUCCCUGCUUAUCAGCAUCCUGCCACCUUCAGCAAUAGAAACUUUGCUACCACCUCACCAUUGGUGCUUCAGGAUUCAACUUUUAACACUACAUCAAAUGGAAUUUUAAGUCCUCAUGAUCCUUUGCUUCAAAUCAAGACUUCCCAGGGAACUGUUCCAACUGCUUUGACAUUUGAGCGCCUGGGCAGUUCUGCGAUAAGUAACAGCAUACCACCUCAGUCUUCAACAUACCGCUCAGCUCAAGAGUCUGCACCCCAUCUUUUACAACCUCAGUUUAGUUUGUUGCCUUCAGCACUUGGAGGAGCCCAGCAAACUCCUCAAGCCUACGGUUCAACUCUCUUUACUAGUUCUACUGCUUCCAUUGAAAGAGCUCUUCUCCGAGAAUGUAGUGUUAUUAAACACCAUCAGCGGCCUUCAGGUACCCAGUCUAUUCAGGCACAACUGACUGGUUCACAGCAUUCCUUACACAGUUAUCUAUCAAAUGCAAGUGGGGUUAAUUUUCAGGAAACAAGCAGGCAGUCAUCUUUAUCCUGUAGCCCAAUUGGAGAGUCUACUCAGGUGAGCAGUGGAGGAUUGCAACAGAAGCCCUCCCAGGUGUCAGUGGAACUUGCUCAGUCCUAUUCAUCUGCAAUCCCAUCGUCAGGGUAUCCUCCUACUGCAAAAGCAAAAAGCUGUUCUACAAAACAACCACUAGCAUCAACCAAGUCCCCCAAACCUCCAAGUGUAAUUCCUCCUGUGCAAACACUAAGCUAUUCCAAACCUUUACAUAACCAGAGUUCUGUAAUAUCAGGCCAAGCACAAAUUUAUUCUACAGCGCAGCUACCAAGCCUUUUAUCAGUUAGUCAGUCUCAAAAUUACGGUUUAGUACAGCCACAUAAUGUGCCGUCUAUUGUUCAUUCACAGGUUUAUAGGCCCAGCAAAGUCGAGAAGUUGCCGUCCUUGUAUAAAACACUGACUUUUUCUGGCUCGUCUCAGACUAUAACUUCUGAAAAUUCCACACUUAAUUAUUCUUCUAGUCAGCAAGAAGUGUUAUCUUCAGUUACAAAUGAGAAUUACCCUGCUCAAGCAAGAGAUCCCUCUUCAGAUAGCCAGUCUCAGAGUUACUCAUCUGGUCACUCUCAGGGUUUAUCACCAGUUAGCCAGACACAGGUUAGUUUUUCAUCUCAGUCACAAGUUUUGUCAGUUGUUAGUCCUUCAGAAAGCUAUGCUUCAGGUCAGUCCCUAACAUUAACAGCCCCUUCUCUUUCUUAUUCUUCUGCUUCUCGGGCUCAGAAUAUGCCAGAUGCUAGUCCAACUCAGAAUUUUAUUUCUAUGCAUUCUUCCCAAAAUGCUCAGACCCAAGGGUCAUCAUCUCCCCAGUCCCAAAAGUUUUUGCCUGCUGUCCAGUCAUCAUCUUUUGCAACCUCUACUCAUUGUCAGACCUUACAGAAUAACCUACCUUCCCCUGAUCCAAAGUCUUAUGCUGAAAGAAAACUUGACUCAAAUGUUUAUACAUCUUCAAAACAAGAGGAUGAUUUUCCAAUGCAAGAGUUACAGGUAUUACAGCCACAAGUAUCUCUUGAGUCAUCAACUCAAAGGCUGUCUGAUGGGGAAAUGAACGUUCCAGAGUCAGCUUAUAAGGUGUCAAAGGCAGAUGACAGAUAUUCUCAGAGCAUAAUCAGAAGUAAUUCCUGUCUUGAAGAUCAGGUGGUUGGUAUUGCUCUACAAGGGUCUAAAAAAGAAGAAAACAUUGUUGGGUCAAUGACACAACUUAACCAACAAAUUGGCCAAGUCAAUAAUUCUGCAACCCUUGAUAUUAAGAAGACAACUAGUUUAAUGCAAACUCCGCAAAUACGGUUGAAUACUGAAGACCUAAACCAGCAGCAUUCUCUUAUACAGAAGGCACAUGAAGCCAAGGCCCAGGAGCAGCAUGAUCAGAUAAUCAAUGCCUCAUCUCAGAUUCAGAUUCCAAACAGUGCUUUAGGGCAUGGCCAUCAGGUAUCUCUUCCUAAUACACAGGUCCUUUUAGAUUCUGCCUGUGAUCUCCAGAUUCUUCAGCAGUCAAUAUUGCAGGCAAGUUUAGGACAAGUAAAGACAUCUUUACAAGUACAGCGUGUUCAAAGUCCUCAACAAAUAGUACAUCCUUUCCUUCAAAUGGAUGGUCAUAUUAUUCGGAGCAACGGUGAACAUUCUCAGCAGCAACUCCAUCCUCAAAAUUCUGAAAUUAUGAAAAUGGACCUUUCUGACUCUUCAAAACCAUUACAGCAACAUCUGACAACAAAGGGCCAUUUUAGUGAAACAACUCAACAUGAUUCAAAGAAUCAUUUUGUUUCUCUUGGAUCAAUAUGUUUCCCAGAGGCAAUGCUCCUCAGUGAUGAGAGAAAUAUUUUAUCAAAUGUAGAUGAUAUCUUAGCAGCUACAGCAGCAGCUUGUGGGGUCACACCUUCUGAUUUCUCCAAGUCAACUUCAAAUGAAACCAUUCCUGCUGUUGAAGAUGGUGAUUCUAAAUCUCAUUUUCAGCAGUCAUUAGAUGUUGGGCAUGUGACAUCAGAUUUUAACUCCAUAGCAGCUACAGUAGGAAAGCCACCAAAUAUAAAUGAUAUUUCCUUAAAUGGAAAUCAAGUUACUGUAAACCUUUCACCAGUACCUGCUGUUCAGUCAAAGAUGACUCUUGAUCAACAGCAUGUUGAAGUAGCUGGUCAAAAUAAAGCUUCUAAAGUAACUUCAUCAGUGGUCGGACCAGGUCAUGAAGUCCAGGAGCAAAGUUCUGGUCCAUUCAAGAAACAGUCUGCAACCAGUCAUGAACCUGAAGAAGACAGCGAAGUUGCUGUUGAUAGCACAUUAAAUAAUAACAGAAAUCAAGAGUUCAUUUCCAGUAGUAGAAGCAUAAGUGGAGAGAGUGCUACAUCGGAGAGCGAAUUCGCUUUAGGCGGUGAUGACAGUGGUGUGUCGAUGAACUCCUCUAGGAAUACACUUGCCGUGUUGGCCAUGGCCCAGCCUGGGGAGCCAAUCAGUGUCAAGAUGGAAGAGGAAAACCAAGAUUUAAUGCAUUUUAACCUCCAGAAGAAGAAAACUAAAGGAAAAGGGCACGUGAAAGAGGAAGACAACAGUCAACAGAAACAGCUGAAAAGAGCUGCCCAGGGCAAACGCCAGAACCCCAGGGGAACAGAUGUGUAUUUGCCGUAUGCGCCCCCCUCCUCAGAAAGCUGCCAUGACGGCUAUCAGCAUCAAGACAAAAUGCGACAGAAGAUCAAAGAGGUAGAGGAGAAACAGCCAGAAGUCAAAACCGGGUUUAUUGCCUCUUUCUUAGAUUUUCUGAAAUCUGGGCCCAAACAGCAGUUUUCCACUCUUGCUGUGAGAAUGCCUAACAGGACUAGGCGACCAGGAACACAGACCGUUCGUGCAUUUUGUCCACCACCACUUCCAAAGACUGCAGCUGCAACACCCACACCUUUAGUGUCUGAGGCUGGGGCUAACAGUCCAUCAGAAAAACUUGAUAACGAACUUAAAAACUUGGAACAUUUAUCUUCACUUUCUUCUGAUGAAGAUGAUCCUGGAGUAUGCAGUCAUGAUAUUUACAAAAGCAGCUCUACUACCUUGAAUACUUUAGACGCUACUUCUGAUAAAAAGAAGAAAACAGUUUCAGAAGCCACACAGGUGGCAACUACUAGCACAACUGCCAAUACUACUGGUCCUGCUACUACUUCCUCCACCACUGUGGGUGCAGUUAAGCAAGAAACUCUCUGCUCCACUUCAUCUGCAGUAAAUACCCCAGAAAAUAUAAACUCUUCAGAACCCCCAAAGUCCAUCGAACUUGACGGUCUUCCUUCAGACCAGUUUGCAAAAGGACAGGACACUGUUGCCAUAGAAGGUUUUACAGAUGAGGAGGACGCAGAAAGUGGAGGAGAAGGCCAGUACAGAGAGCGUGAUGAAUUUGUGGUAAAGAUAGAAGACAUAGAGACUUUCAAGGAGGCUUUAAAAACAGGAAAAGAACCCCCAGCUAUUUGGAAAGUACAAAAAGCUUUAUUACAGAAGUUUGUUCCUGAAAUUCGAGAUGGGCAAAGAGAAUUUGCUGCUACAAAUAGUUACCUUGGAUAUUUUGGAGAUGCAAAGAGUAAAUACAAAAGGAUAUAUGUGAAGUUCAUUGAAAACACUAACAAAAAGGAGUAUGUCAGAGUGUGUUCCAAAAAGCCAAGAAAUAAGCCUUCACAGACUAUCAGAACUGUUCAGGCUAAGCCAAGUAACAGCAGUAAAACUUCUGAUCCUCCAACACCAAAAACUGCAACAGCAAAAGCCCCUUCCCUGAAACCCAAAGUUAAACAGCUAAAAGUAAAGGCUGAGCCACCACCAAAGAAAAGGAAGAAAUGGAAAGAAGAAUUUUCAUCAUCCCAAUCUGACUCAUCUCCUGAGAUCCACUCUAGUAGUAGUGAUGAUGAGGAGUUUAAUCCUCCAGCUCCUUUUGUCACUCGUUUUUUGAACACACGAGCAAUGAAGGAGACCUUCAAGAGUUACAUGGAAUUGCUUGUCAGCAUUGCUUUGGAUCCUGACACAAUGCAAGCCUUGGAGAAGAGCAACGAUGAGCUACUUUUGCCUCAUAUGAAAAAAAUAGAUAGCAUGCUGAAUGAUAACCGAAAGAGACUUCUUUUGAAUCUUCAUUUGGAUCAGUCAUUCAAGAAUGCCUUGGAAAGUUUUCCUGAACUAACAAUAAUUACUCGAGACUCUAAAGCAAAAAGUGGAGGAUCUGCUAUUUCUAAAAUCAAAAUGAAUGGCAAAGCUUAUAAUAAAAAAACUCUAAGAACUUCUAAAACAACUACUAAAUCUGCACAAGAGUUUGCUGUUGAUCCAGAGAAAAUACAGUUGUAUUCUUUGUAUCAUUCACUCCAUCAUUAUAAAUAUCAUGUUUAUCUGAUAUGUAAAGAUGAGAUUUCUUCUGUGCAGAAAAAAAAUGAAGAUUUAGGGCAGGAAGAAAUUGUUCAGCUUUGUAUGAAAAAUGUAAAAUGGGUAGAAGACCUAUUUGAAAAAUUUGGAGAACUUUUAAAUCAUGUACAGCAGAAAUGUUCCUAA